Messenger RNA from Prorocentrum cordatum, 669 nucleotides. The record is from the annotation of a GenBank genome assembly. NCBI's taxonomy places the organism in Eukaryota, Dinophyceae, Prorocentrales, Prorocentraceae.
AUGCAGCAGCGGGGUCGGGGCCGCCGCGAGUCCGCCAGGGCCGCCAAGGGCGAUGCGCAGAAGCAUGGGGAGCUAGACGCGCCGUUCGCGCACGCGUUCGCUGGGGCCCGCGGGGCCGGGUGCGCGAGGGACGGCCCUCUUAGAGAGGGGAAGGCGGGGCCGAAGGCUAAGGCGCAGGGCCCCUACGAUCUGGAGAUCGCCGCCUUCGCGGCCAUGGCGCCCAGGCCCCUCAGCGUGAAGGACGUGCUGGACAUGGCGGAGCCGAGGACCGGAUGGUCGCCAGAUUCUUGCUGCGGGAGGUGCCCGUCCGGUACGCCGAGCGCAUUCGGUCCAUCGAGGCGCUGCGGCAGUGGCGGCGCAUCCCGGAGCUCGUCGAGGUGCACGCGUCGCACGUCGACACCUUCAAGAAGCUGGCAGGAACAUCGACAGAAAGAUGCAGGCGUUGGAGGACGUCAUCUGUCGGAUUCCGUCAGCCACCUCCGUGCUUUUACCGAGAUCAUAGAGCAGGCCGUCAACGACCGCAGGACGGUGGUGGUGAUGUUGGCCAGGGCGAUGCUGAAGCUCCAGGAAGGACCCCGAGACCUACACCGCGGCCUUCGCCGACGGCUUCAUGAACACGUUCUUGCUCAACCGGAUCGGCUGCAUCGUGCUCAUGACUCAGUACAUUAG